Seriola dumerili (greater amberjack) is the source of this 2361-nucleotide messenger RNA. RefSeq names its product G protein-coupled receptor 137B (gene gpr137ba). Lineage: Eukaryota; Metazoa; Chordata; Actinopteri; Carangiformes; Carangidae. The record is from RefSeq and is a predicted model, not a curated record. Gene Ontology annotation, biological process: positive regulation of TORC1 signaling; regulation of autophagy; negative regulation of osteoclast differentiation. Gene Ontology annotation, cellular component: lysosomal membrane. The transcript is spliced from 7 exons. The coding region runs from base 267 to 1433 and encodes 388 amino acids.
GCUGGCCCUGACAAACGGCUCAUUCUCAUCACUGAUCAUGUGCCUCGCUCUCUGGCUGUCUCUGGCUCUGCAGCAGGAAGUUCGCCUUCUUCUCUUCCCCCUCAUUUUAUUUUCUCCCUCUUCCUGACAGCACCAUUCCCCAGCCUUACUUUUUCCCGUUCUCACUUCUCCUGUGCCGUGCGUGAGGGCCGAGAGGCGCCGGUGAACACCGGCAGAGGCCCCUCCGCUCCACCCCGCUCCUGCUCCCGGCCAGGGGAGAACAGGUCAUGGAGGCCCUGGUGGAGGAGAAGGAGCCGUCGCCGAUGGACAAGUCUCUGCCUCUGCCCACUCUGAGCCCGGCCGUUCCUCCGUACGUCACUUUGGGCCUGACGGUCGUCUACACCGUCUUCUACUCCCUCCUGUUCAUCUUCAUCUACGUGCAGCUCUGGCUGGUCCUGCGGUACCGACACAAGCGCUUCAGCUACCAGACGGUGUUCCUGUUCCUGUGCCUGCUGUGGUCGGCCCUGCGCACCGUGCUCUUCUCCUUCUACUUCAAGAACUUUGUCACGGCCAACACUCUGGGGCCCUUUCCCUUCUGGCUGCUCUACUGUUUCCCUGUCUGCCUCCAGUUCUUCACGCUCAGCCUCAUGAACCUUUACUUUGCACAGGUUGUUUUCAAGGCAAAGUCAAAAUAUGCACCAGAGCUUUUAAGAUACAGGCUGCCACUGUACCUGCUCUUCCUGUUCAUCAGCCUGGUGUUUUUAGUCGUGAAUUUGGUUUGUGCCCUGCUGGUGAGGUUGUCCUCCACAGAGGCCCACACCAUUGUGCUCGUGAGGGUCGCAAUCAACGACACGCUGUUUGUCCUGUGUGCCGUCUCGCUCUCGCUGUGUCUUUACAAGAUCGCUAAGAUGUCACUGGCCAACAUCUACCUGGAAUCCAAGGGGACGUCGGUUUGCCAGGUGACCGUAAUAGGAGCCAUCGUCAUCCUCCUGUACUCAUCCAGGGCCUGCUACAACCUGGUCGUCCUGGGACUCUCUAACAAGAGCAUUAACUCCUUUGACUACGACUGGUACAACGUGUCAGACCAGGCAGAUUUACAGUCGACUCUGGGCAACGCUGGCUACAUCGUCUUUGGAGUGAUUUUGUUUGUGUGGGAACUGCUCCCCACCUCUCUUGUGGUUUUCUUCUUCAGAGUUCGGCAGCCGAACCUAGACAGGAGUGGCUCUGGGCUUCCUGGUCAUGUCUUCUCCUCUAGGGCUUAUUUUUUUGAUAACCCGCGGCGUUAUGACAGUGAUGAUGAUCUAGCAUGGAGCGUCAUGCCUCAGAACAUCCAAGCCAGUCUGGCUGCUGACAGUUACGAGUGGGGGAGCCAAAGCAGCGGCAUCAGUGCCUACAUCGGAGGGGAUGACAGCUACCACCUCCCUCCUCCUCCAGAGGAGCUCAGCCAUUACUGACUGGAGCUCAGUGACUCCUGCUGACCUUUGUUUUGUUUUUUUUUAUUUGUAUAUUUUUGCACAGUCUCUUACUGACCGAGGCACAUGGGGCGGAAAGUCGCCCUCAACUUCAUACAUUCACUUUUGUAUUUUGUCUAGAGAAGAAGAACUAACAGACUUUUCUCUUUGCCAUUAUAUGAAGGUCCACUGAUGGGACAUUAAUUUUGCACACUCCUUGUACAAAGUAUGAUCUAAUUUUGACUGAUCUUAAACAUUUUUCAUUGUAUAGUUUAUAUUGAAUACUACUUAAUAUAUUUCCUGACCUUUUGUAAUAUGUACUGUAUUACUAUUUUACGUCUAUGAACAUGUUCUUUUUCAUACAGAUUGUUUAUAUAGAAGAGAUAUUCAUUUAAUUCAUAUUAAAAAUGUUUAAAUGCUGUGAAAAAUGCACUUUAUCUUUAAUAACUGACUGAUACUUCAAUGAUACAUUGACAGUAGCUUGUUCAUGUUUUAGAAACCGCUGCACAUUAACAAAGGGUUAAUUGACAGUUUCAGAAUUUUUAAAAAUAUUUUUAAAAUAUAUAUAUUUUUAAAUUGUUCAGCAUUGACUUCAUUAGCAUGUGUUCUGUAGUGAGUCAAAGAUCAACAAAUGUGACCAUCAACAUUUUUGUAUUGUUCAUAUAUUUAUAAUCAAAACUGGCUCAUUUGGGAGAGAAAUUUAGUAACAAUUCUUAAUGCCAAAGCUCAGAGGUGUUGACUCUGAAGUAAUACUUCACCUUGACAUGAUUCCCAAAGUUUUUCUAAUCUUUAUUUUUCACACUCUUCUUGCACAUUGCAUUUCACUACACAUAUUACUUGUGUUUGAGACAAAUAAAUCUUUGGAUCCUGAAUUACAUCAGAUAGGUUUAAAUAAAACAAAUGACAUAAUUACACUAUAAUAAAAUGCUUA